Neocloeon triangulifer is the source of this 6941-nucleotide messenger RNA. Its product is annotated as protein lap4-like. Gene Ontology annotation, biological process: neurotransmitter receptor transport postsynaptic membrane to endosome; neurotransmitter receptor transport, endosome to postsynaptic membrane. Lineage: Eukaryota; Metazoa; Arthropoda; Insecta; Ephemeroptera; Baetidae. Gene Ontology annotation, molecular function: protein binding. Gene Ontology annotation, cellular component: postsynaptic density; adherens junction; postsynaptic membrane. The transcript is spliced from 28 exons. The record is from RefSeq and is a predicted model, not a curated record.
GUUUUGUGGCGACUGACGACAGCAAAGUGGAAUUUGUGUGUUGUGUUGUUCGGGAAAAUGGGUGUAACGAUUUGAAUUUCGGCGAUUCCCCAGUGUUCAAGCAGGUGCAUCCGGAGUCGAGAGUGUUUUUCGCCCAGCCGAGGAUGCGUGAUUAGCGGCCGAGGGCACCACAAUGUUUCGCUGCAUCCCUAUUUUCAAAGGUUGCAACCGCCAAGUCGAAUAUGUUGAUAAGAGGCACUGCUCGCUGCAGACGGUGCCCGAAGACAUUCUGCGCUACUCCAGAAGCCUGGAGGAGCUGCUGCUCGACUCGAACCACAUCAGAGACCUUCCGAAGAACUUUUUCCGCCUAAGCAAGCUACGGAAGCUUGGCCUGAGCGACAAUGAAGUCCAACGGCUGCCCUCGGACAUACAGAACUUUGAGAACUUGGUCGAGCUGGACGUGUCCCGAAAUGACAUUCCGGACAUACCAGAGCAAAUCAAAUUCCUCAAAGCACUUCAAGUGGCGGAUUUCAGCAGCAACCCAAUUUCAAGAUUGCCUAACGGCUUCACUCAGCUGAUGAAUCUCACAGUGCUGGGUUUGAAUGACAUGUCGUUGACAAACCUUCCAUCUGACCUGGGCAGCCUGACGUCGCUGACCUCACUGGAGCUGAGAGAAAAUCUUCUCAGACAACUGCCAGACUCUCUGGCGCAGCUGACGAAACUGGAGCGACUCGACCUGGGAGACAAUGAGAUCGACUUGCUGCCACAUCAUAUUGGUCAGCUGCCUGCUCUGCAAGAACUUUGGUUAGACCACAACCAGCUUCAAUAUUUACCACCUGAAAUGGGAGAGCUCAAGAAACUCACAUGCCUGGAUGUGUCAGAAAACCGAUUAGAGGCGCUUCCUGAAGAAAUUGGCGGCCUCGUUUCUUUGACUGAUCUUCAUUUGUCACAGAAUGUCCUUGAAACUCUGCCAGAUGGACUCGGCAAAUUGCAUAAAUUGACUAUUCUCAAAGUGGACCAGAACCGUCUAUCAACUUUAAACCCAUGCAUCGGAAUGUGUUGCAGCCUCCAAGAAUUGAUUUUGACUGAAAAUUUCUUAACGCAACUUCCUGCCACAAUUGGCCAGCUAGUGAAGCUCACAAAUUUGAAUGUGGACCGAAACAGUCUGCAGACGAUACCGAGAGAAAUAGGCCACUUGUGCCACCUUGGUGUUCUAUCAUUAAGAGACAACAGAUUGCACUAUCUUCCACAGGAAAUUGGCCACUGCAAAGCUCUUCAAGUGCUUGACAUAGCAGGAAAUAGAUUGCAGCAUUUGCCAUUAACGUUGGCAUCGCUAGGCCUUAAAGCCGUUUGGCUGUCGGAAAACCAAGCUCAACCAAUGCUCAAGUUCCAAACAGAUAUUGACGAGGCGACGGGAGAAGAGGUGCUCACUUGCUUCCUCCUUCCACAGCAGGAAAUGAGGCACCACGAAGGAUUUGGACGUAAUAACUUGUGACAUGUGUGGGAGAUAAUUGUUCUCAACGGCAAUUUUAUUGCAGAUGUCAAUCAUUCUCUAAAUAGUGAUGGAGAGGAGGAUGAGGUUGAAGAUGAGGAGUAUGACGACAGAGUUUUGCCUGACAGAGAACAUUCUCGGACUCACUCUGUUAAGUUCACUGAUGCUGCUGAACCAACUGCUGAAAAUAGAGAUACUCCAUUUGUGCGACAAAAUACUCCUCAUCCGAGGGAGCUUAAGGCGAAGGCUCACAAAUUGUUCGGGAAAGGAGGAAAAGACGGUAGGAGCAGUUUGGAUUCACAGGGCCAGGAAUUCUCUGGGAUGGAUGGAGAGGAAUCUCCAAUGGAGCAACAAGCUUUGCCCGCACCAGUUGAAGAACAGAGGGAGCUUCAUUUAAUAAAUGCCAAGGCGGCUGCAGCAGUUGCCAAAGCCAAAGCUGAAGCCAGAGGUGAUCAGGAGGAGAAUUUAGAAGCCGAAGAAGAAGACGAAUUUAUGGACCCGAUGAGCGAAGAAAUCAAACCGGUGGAGUUGGUAAUGCCUGUUGCGCAAAAUGGACAUCACAAUUUGGAGGUGGAAGAAAACGAGGUGGCUGAAGACUCUGGCAGCAUCGACCUUCAGGAGGAGGGUCGUGUCCGGUUUGACCCUGAAACCGGGCUAAGUGAGGAGGAGGAGCCGAGGGCAAAUAGGUUACAUAGGCGGGACACACCUCAUCACUUGAAAAAUAAACGCAUCCAGUCAGCUGGAUCGGAUAGGGAACAAGUGGCGCAAAUAUUAGCGCAGGCUGGUAAAAAGAAGGAGGAUCAGGAGCAACCAGCAAACAAAACAUCUGGUGCUGACUCGGAGGUUGAUACCACUGAUGCAGCCAUGCCAAGAUACGAAGACGAGCUUCGGAUCAUAAUUGAAAAGCGGGGACAGGGUCUUGGAUUGUCAAUUGCAGGAGGGCGUGGUUCUGUCCCUUUUCGAGGGAAUGAUGAGAGCGUUUUUAUUUCUAAAGUUACACCCGGUGCUCCAGCUGCCCUUGCUGGUCUCAGGGUCGGUGACAGGGUUUUAGCUGUUAAUGGAAUGUCCAUUAUUGGUGCUGAUCAUUAUGAGGCAGUCGAAAUGCUUAAGGCUUCUGGCCAGACAUUGGAUAUGAUUAUUGGCAGGGAAGUGCCACGUCCCAUCAUUCACUCAAAGAGUCCAAAUAUUAGAGCAGAAUCAGCCAUGGAACAGCAGCAUCAUAGACCUCCCUCUGCAAAUGGAAGCAUCAACUCGUUUCAUUCUCUGCCCGCCACCCCAACUGUUGCCCUCAGAAACGUCCCACCUUCGAAUUCCGCCAAUAUGAUUGGAAAAGAGGGCAUGGAGCUUAGAAAGGAAAUGGUUCACACGACUUUGAUCAGAGAUUCAAACGGUCUUGGAUUCAGCAUCGCUGGAGGAAAAGGAUCGCCAGGAUUCAAAGAGGGCUCAGAUGUGAGUGUCCCUGUGGAGGCCAUUUAUGUGUCAAAAAUCACAGAGGGUGGAGUUGCAGAAAAGGACGGAAAACUGUUGGUCGGCGAUAAAGUUAUCUCGAUUAAUGGCGUUGAUGUUCAAGGGGCAAGGCACGAUCAGGCUGUUUCCAUGUUGAAGGGUCUUGAGCGUUUUGUUCGACUGGUAAUUGAGAGAGAAGUUUGGGUGCCAGCAGGUCAAAUUGACCCAUCUGGCAAAGUGCCUCACGUGUUUGGUGUACCUAAGCCAUACACCGGCUUGCACUAUGCGGCCAACAGCUACAUGGCCAACCGGCCAAAUAUGACGUCUUACAGACGACCAAACUUGACAACAUCUUCACCUGAAUCAUCGACCAACUUUAAGCUUCAGGGUCUGAGGAACGAAGCUGUCACCAUCCCUCCAAAGUCACCGUUGGCCGUCAGCAAACCCCUUACUUUGACCUCGUCCAUGUCUCAACCUGAAAACGUUACAAAGGUCCCGCCUCAGCCAGCUCCUAGAAGAAUCAACUCUGUUUCAAGUCAGAGUGACAUCAAGGAAACCAGUGCAGCUCCAGCCGUCAUUCCAAAACCAAUAACCAACGAGGAAUUUGAGGCAAUGAUUCCUCCUCACUUUUUGGGUGCAGCACCUGAAGACAGUGCUCCAACCAGUGGUGCUUUGGUCAGUGUAACCAUUAAGAAACCAGAUCCUGUAGCGCAGCAGUUGCAAGAAAAAUUCCCACCAGCACCCACAGCACUCGGGAAGUUGACUGAAACUAUUGUUAAGAGUUGCUUGACGGAGACCGUGGUCACUAGAGUGACAGACAAUAAAUUGAAAAAUCAGCCUGUUAUUAUUGAGGAUGUUGUGUUAGAUAAGUCUGCUGGUUCGCUUGGAUUUAGCAUUAUUGGGGGAAUCGACCAUUCGUCUGUUCCGUUCGGAAAGAAUGAACCAGGAAUUUUCAUUUCGCAUGUUGUCCCUGGCGGUCAAGCGUGGAACUCAGGGAAGCUCAUUAUGGGUGACAGGAUCUUAAAGGUCAACAACAAAGACUUAACGGGCUGCACACAUCAGGAGGCAGUUAUGGCGCUUUUAGAACCACAAGAUUCCAUCACGCUGUUUAUCCAGCAUGAUCCAUUGCCAGAUGGCUACAAGGAAUUGACAAUAACUAAAGAGGAUGGUGAGAAACUUGGCAUGCAUAUCAAGGGAGGUACAGGGUCGUCAAAACAGGGAAAUCCACUGGAUUCAACUGACCAGGGUGUUUUUGUGUCAAAAAUUAACUCGGCUGGUGCUGCCAGCAGGCAAGGUGGCCUCCAGGUUGGCCAGCGAAUUUUAGAAGUGAAUGGUGUUUCGUUAUUGGGAGCUUCACACUUGACCGCGGUCAACGCCUUGCGAAGUGCAGGCAACAACAUCCACUUGACUGUUUGCCUCGGCUACUCGAGAGAAGAGGUUGAUAAGCUGACACGAGAGGGCAAGUUGACCAAAGAGAUUAGGUCUCAAUCGCAAAGCGUGUCCAGCCUCGACCAAGAAGAUCCUGACGACUCGAGCAAGCAGGCGCAAGAAAUCAAGAUGGAGAUGGCGGACUGGGAGCGUGAAACUGUUGAAAAGAUGCAGAACUUGGAACUGGAGCAGCAGCAAAUUGUGCCUGUUAUCCCAGCUCCUGCUGUGACCACCACAAAUGACAACGCUGUUGUGGACACGCAAAGGGAAAAAUCUACCCCUGAAAAAGUUCUUGAUAUGGUCAGAGCAGCAGAAAUGUUGGUGCCGCAGCUGAACAGUGGUUCUGCAGCCAAUAACGCUAACAAUAAUGUUAGUGACACGGCUGUUUGCGGAGACUCUGCAUUGGCAGUCCCUCCAAAAUCCCCGAGACUCGACCUGAAGACGACUACGAUUGUCAUGAGCAAGCACACUUUGGGACCGCACACCAGCACUCCCAUGACCGGCGGUUCCAAUCCCUCGAGAAUUCCUGUCCUGGACAAAUCAGCAGUGGCCCCGGCAGCUUCUCCGAGUCCGCCCUCCAUGUCCCCGAUUCCCCCUCACAAAACUCCGUCGCCCAAAGAGGGCGCCUCGCCCGUCCCUGCGGUCAAGAGCCAGGAAUCGCCUUCCCCGCCUCUUGAUGAAGAUCAGGCCGCUGGCGAGGAGCAGGAAAGCGUCUACUCGUCUGCUGAAGACCUCCUGGACCCCAUAAUACGCAGCAGAAGACCAAACGCUAAGUUUACCAACACGCCUGUCAAGGUUCCAACUAUUACAGGCAAACCGAUGCCUGCUUCUGUCAGUGACAAACUAAAGUUCUUUGAAAAAGCAAUGGUGGAGCAGCAGCAGCCUGUAGCUAAGACUGAUCGAGUUUUCUCCUUCCUCAGUAAGGAUGAGGUUGAAAGGAUGAAACAAGAAGAAGAGAAGAAAAUUGCAAAUCUGACCCACGAAGAGUUGAAGACCUGGGCUGAGAUGGAUCAAGAGGAUGACGACCAAAUCAAUGCUGGCCAGGAUGCCGCCUUUGGGGAGGCAGCGUCGCCCAAGCCGUCCCUCAUUCCUCUGCCUGUCGAUCCGGCCCUAUCAAAACCGUCUGCUCCACCUCCCAUCAGUGCAAAACCGACCAACCUGCCCACCAGUGUGCGCACAGCCAAAGCUGAAAGGAGGAUGCGAGAAAUUUUGACGAAUGAAGGCUUGUUGAACGAAGCUGCUGCUAACUUUAAGGACUUGUCACCUGCAGAACAGAGGCAAAAACAGGCUGAGAUGAGAGCGGCUUGGAGACAGGCAAGAUUAAAAUCUCUAGAGCAGGAUGCUUUGCAAGCUCAAAUGGUCAUCAAGAAAAUGUCAGAAAUGAUCGAGACCAGCCCAGCCGCCCUAUCGCCAAUUGAGUCCACAACCAAAAUCACCACCAUCACCACCACGUCAGAGACAGACACGGAAAACAAUGUGACCGAGACCACCUCCUCAUGCACCAUCUCUGCCAGAGACGAGGAAAACAACGUUACGGUCGAGACGUGCCGUGAGAAAAUCAUCAGCCUUGAAUUGUCCAAGCCUGAAGUAAAGCACCUGGACCGGCCCACCGAAUCUCCACCCCCACCACCCACCAAGGUGGUGAGCCCCCCUGCCGAGUCUCCGCCGCCGACGCCAACCACUCCCAAAAGCAGAAUCCCACGGCCCAGCAACCUGAGCAUCUCGUCCCAACACGAAUCGGAAGAGGAAGAAGUCGAGGAGGGCGAGUCGAGCAGCACAGCUGCCGAGACGCCAACCACCCCUCAAGGGGGUGGCAGUGGCAACAAGCGGAAGCGCUCCAAGAAGAAGAACUCGCGGAAAGGCAAACACUGAGAGAUGCGAGUUGUGCAGCUGAAAUCAAAGGCAUGCUUAAAGUUGUUCUAAAGUCAGUACCAGUUUACUGACCUAGACUUUCUAAAAUUAAGGCGGUGAGAAGCAAAACAAAAAUCUUCUUUUCAUCCGUUUCUUCCGCAGCAAUCGAAUUUGAAUAACAAUUUUUAUUGUGCAGUUACAAUAAUUAGAGUAGUAGCAAAAAAAAAACGAACCUACGUUCGCAAGAGACAGUGCUGCCGAAAGCAUGGUGCUUUCCACGAGAAGUGUUGCUGUAUAUUUUUUUAAAAAACGACAACACUAUUUUUAGAUUAAAUGACCAGCAUUAAAAAUCCACCAGACACACUCACUCACAAACACACUCACAGUUGAAACUUCUUUUAAGUUGAACGUUGAAUUUACAUUAAUUUGUAGUUAACACACGUGCUUACGUUGAAAAAUCCAUUCCAUUUCUAAUAAAUAAAUUGAAAACCUCGUUUUAACAAUGCCCUAUUGUUUGGAUGCUAUUACCUAGCUCUUUGUACAAAAUUAACUAUUUAUACACCUGUUUAUUAAUCCGUAAUCUAUAAUUUAAUGAUUAAUUAAUGAACUAUUAAUUACUAGCUUAAUGUCUUCUAUUUAUAUUUUCUGUAGUUUUGUCACACUCGAGAAUGAAUAAAACACGAAAAAUGUAAUUGUGUAGCUCCGUUGGUGUUGGAGAAAUAAAUAAAAAUAACUCUAGGACUAA